GGGUUUCUUACUUCAGGUGCCUGUGAUGUGUCAGGGAGGGGCUGGAGGAAGUUGACUAACUUCAGUGGUGGAACCAGUCCAUCUCCUUCAGCCUAGGAAGGCAGACAGUCUGGGACCAGUAUAAAGGGUGCCCUGGCCCCUACUCAGCUCAGCAUUCCCGUAGAAGCCCAUUCAGCCAUCCUUCCUGCGGGCCUGGUUGACUUGAAGCAGCUUCCAAGAUGUCCCAGCAGCAACACACUCUGCCAGUGACCCUGCCCCCGGUCCUCAGCCAGGAGCUUCUGGAACCUGUUCCUCCUCCCGCUGAUACCCAGCAGGAGCAGGUGAAGCAGCCAACUCCACUGCCUGUCCUAUGCCAGGAGGUGCCCUCUGAGCUCCCAAGGGAGGUCCCCUUGGAGCAAGGAGAGAAACACACAACUCCUGUGAAGGGGGUGCCGGAACAAGACUGUGAGCCCCAGCCCCAGAAGCUACAGGAGCAGGAACAACAUCUGGAACAGCAGCAACAGCUGCAAGAGACCCAGGAGCAGGAGCUGCACCUGGAAGAGCAUCUGGAGCAGCAGCAGCAGGAAGAGCCACAGGAGCAGAAAGGGCAGCAGCAGCAAGAGGACCAGGAAGCAGAAAACUUGGAGCAACAGCUAAAGGAGCAGCUGGGACAGGAGAAGCUCUCAGACCAGCAACUGGAGGGAGAGCUAGCAAAGAGAGAUGAGCAACUGGAAAAGAAAGGAGAGCCACUGCCAGAGCAGGAGGAGCAGCCAGAGCCAGCAGAGCAGCAGGACGGGCAGCUCAAGCAACCUGCAUGUGUCCCAGCUCCUGGCCAGACCCAAGAGACCCACCAAGUCCAGCCACUGAAGGGAGAAGUCUUGCCCCCUGCAGAGGAGCAGCAGCAGAAGGAAGAGGUGCAGUGCCCUGUCAAGCAUAAGUAACCACCCCCAGAUCCCAGACGCCCUUAGGCCACCACACAUAAAGUGAAGAGAGAGCUGAACCAGUGGCCUCACUUACCUCAGGUCCCUCAGUCUGGAUGGACCACCUCAUCUGUGAACCUGCCUGACCCUGUCCCUCUGCUUGUCUCUGUGAUAGAAUGGAAUGAGGGAGGGGGAAGCUAUUGCCCAGCACCUACUCCUGAUGACUCCAGUCCCACCCCGUCCCGACCUCAAGUGGCCAGAGCCUCUACCUGAGAAUAGUUACUGCAGUUGUCGCUCUGACGCCAUCCCCAGUAUUAUUGCAGAAUCUGUGAGUGUGUACAACGAUACACAAUAAAUCCUGGAAGUCU
This is a messenger RNA of Pipistrellus kuhlii (Kuhl's pipistrelle), 1267 nucleotides long. RefSeq names its product involucrin. Bases 219 to 920 code for a protein of 233 amino acids. The record is from RefSeq and is a predicted model, not a curated record. The transcript has 2 exons. Lineage: Eukaryota; Metazoa; Chordata; Mammalia; Chiroptera; Vespertilionidae.